AUGGACAUUGGUACUCAGCACUCGGAUCCUUGUAUCGGCACGGCAGGGAAUGAGGGCAGCUGGGAAUAUGAUGCUUGUACAGAACCCUGGCCCGACGAGCUAUCCCGUCCACCGAGGUUCGACGUCCACGGCUGGUUCAGGGAUAUGUUCUCGCCACCGCGCAAACGUGCCGUGCACUCCAUUUUAAUGGAUUCCGAACUUUGGACGGAAAGUAUGGAUGCGAAGGUUGACGAGCUGAUGAAUUCGGCGGCCAAUAUGGCGCUGACGCGGAAGACACCCCGUCUCGAGCGUGAAGAGGUUUUGGAGUAUGUUGCCGUCAAGUUUCUCAAGGCGUCGGGUCAAGAGCUUCAGACGGCGAUGGAAAGGAAAAGGGAGUUGCUUUUCCAAAGGGAUUUGGCGAGGUGGAAGAGCGAGCUGCUCGAAGCGCAUAAUAGUGCCGAAGAUGCUGAAGAGUUUGCGGCCGACCUGGUGCCGAUAAUGACAAUGAUAGCCGAUUUGAUUGCGCAAAAGUGCUCGGGCUUAUGCGCCUUCUACUACACGGGCCCACAUGAGGUGCAUUAUGCCGAGGGUGUUUGUGACCUGCCUGGGCGGGCUGUCAAAAGCUUUGCUACCAUGGAGUCAAGCCGGGCCCUGCACCUGAGCAUCCUGUCGCAGAUCACGACGCAAUCGAGGCUGGUCAAUGCCUACAAGUGGGGCAACACAAAGGAUGGUCAACCGGCAGGGGAAGCGGCAUCCUCGGGCGACAGCUACGACGAUGCAAUGAUCGUAGACGAGAUUGGUGUGGCGGACAUUGGCGGUAGAAGAGAUGAAAGCGCAGGACUGCCAAUGGAGAAAUGGCGUAUUGCUACACCCGAUGGACCGAUGGCGGAGAUUCAAGGAUCGGCAGCCAUAUACGCUGUUGUGGCCCGGCAACACGAGAAGAAUUGCCAGGCGUUGUGUGCCGUCCUGGAAAAGCGUAAGGAGUGGUUUGCGUCAUUGAAGAUGACGCCCUACCUCGUUGCUGUGCCGAAGAGACUACACGGCGGAGUUGACAUCGAUUUAGGGUGUGGUGUUACUCAAGCGUAUCUGAACUUCGAGAUGAGUAAUGCAGAGGAAGGCGCUAUCGUGAUGAGGGCCAUUGACGACGCCGGACAGUGGCCUGUGUACACUUCGGACCUCAUAGGCAAGAGGUUGCGGGUGGUGUGGAAAAGGCGAGCGGAGGCGGGCAAAGGUCGCAUGAAGAUGUUAGAUCACGACGUGGACCAGUCUCUGCCACGUCAAUGGGCCGCGCAGCAGCCCAGCGAGCGUCGAGGAGACGGGGACAUGGUGAUGGUCGGCUCCAAAGACACAGUCGGACAUCUUCCAGCCGGAGCUGACGGCGUGCGUGUCUUGGUGGUGACGCUUCUGUCGUGGGGGUGGGAUAUCAAGGAAAAUGGGCGGCAGAGUGAGGUGGCGGUCUGGGAGAGCUUGGCUCGAGACUAUAUUGUUGUUUUGGAGGCGUUGGCGAAGCAGGCAGGAAACUUCAAAGCGCCGCAGAGAUCGUACAACAGUCGCGCUGAAGGCAAACGGAUACCCAAGGUAACUGAGAAGGCGAAGUUAUGGGCGGAGAGCAUGGAGAGCGAAGAUGAAAACGAUGUUCAGUAG
Messenger RNA from Peniophora sp. CBMAI 1063, 1623 nucleotides. NCBI's taxonomy places the organism in Eukaryota, Fungi, Basidiomycota, Agaricomycetes, Russulales, Peniophoraceae. The record is from the annotation of a GenBank genome assembly.